Molecule: messenger RNA, 2790 nt
Organism: Cladocopium goreaui
Lineage: Eukaryota; Dinophyceae; Suessiales; Symbiodiniaceae
Source: the annotation of a GenBank genome assembly
AUGGGCGAGGCACUGCUGCGCUCCCAUGUGCAGGCACAGUUCAACCACCAGGUUACCAAGUCUACCAAAUUCAUCCUCAGUGCUCCCCAAAUAGAGUGUUUGAAUGUCCCUGAUCGAAGUGGCCCCGAAGCUUUCGAGGCGCUGCGAUCCAGCGGCAUAGCGGCCUUGCAGCGCCUGCAAUUGGAGGACCGAGCCGGACCAAACUUCGGGCAUCAGCAAUCUGAGCUCUCCAGCUGGGUGCACCGAUGGCAUCCGAUGGCUAGAUCUCCCCAGGACAAUGUAAUGGAGAUGAAGCUUUGCACAGCCGGUGAGACUCGGCGGCUCAACUUCCUCAUCUAUGAGGUUGAUUCAUAUCCAGCGAGUGGAGGUGUCAUGAUGGGAGAGGAUUCCGAUGCGGCAGUGGUUGAUGCCGUCAACGAAUUGCUGGGUGAGCGCGAGAAUUUGGAGAUCAGGGAGGUCGUUUCAUCGGCCUUGAAGGUCCUCAAGGCUGAUGUGCCGGAGCUCCUGAACGAGGACGCUUGUCGACCGGACGCUGAGCAGGAGGACGAGCUUUUCUUUGAAGACGACGGUGCCCAGGCGUUGAUGGUUGAUGAUUCCUCGUUUGACCGCUGCAAUCGCCCUGGGUGGAAGAAAAUGAAAUGGCAGGAGGUUGAAGAUCAACGGCUCGUUCGAGAGAAGCGCCGGAGAGGAGAUCGAGAGGACCUCACAAACGAAGAGCAAAAGGCUGCCAAGGAGCAAAUCUUCAACUCCAAUGAGGCCUUCAACAUUUUGUCCAACGAAUUGUACACCUUACAGACUGAGAUGACUCAAGGGAUCCAAGCCGAUGCCGUGGAUUUCAACGUCUACUACUGGGCAGUGCGGCUGCGAGGCUUCAGAGGGGAGAUGGCUGCAGAUUUGAUGGAGCUGCAGAAAACUCAAGGCUACAAUUAUGUGGAGCUCCGUGUGGCUUUCAAGGAGGACUUGCAUCCGUUCUACCCGCCGACCAUUGCGGUUCUAAGACCACGACUUUACGGAAGAUAUGAUGUCCAAGCAGCCCUUGCCUGCCACCCACGGCUGCAGCUCAAAGGAUGGAGCCCUUUUCAGUCAUCCAAAGAUUUGCUAAUGGCCGUCCAGAACUUUUUGAAUCAGAUCGCCCGAGUGGACUUGACAAGCCAAAGAAAUGCGAUCAAUGCAUAUCCGGAGGGUGCUUUCAGCCCCUUGGAGCAGCGAUUGGCGCAGCUGCAGCGUCUGUGUGGGGUGAAGCCACCACAGCUGCAGUUGGAUGUUGCUGGCAACGCCUAUGAGGAUGAUCCUUGGGCGCAGAGUGCAGAGCUCCAAGUUAGCUCCUUUGGAAUGCUGCAAGGAAAGAGGAGCCAAGCGGAGGCAUCACAAGAACCAGAACGAGCUGGUGGUUGGGCAAAAGGUGUAGGCUAUGGCUCUGACGUGAUUACAGGACGAAGCUGGGACCCUGCCGCAAUGCAUGCAGCGCAACAAGCGCAGGACUUGGAGCUUCAGGAACUUGUGGUGGCGAUUUGCGAAUUUCUUGGACGCGAAGGUCAAGAUCUUGGCGAGCUCAUCUCCAAGUCCUGUCUGCUUCCUUUCCUUGAAGGAGAAUUGGCAACGUCGUAUACCGAUAUGGGAGAGAGGCCUCAAUUCUUCAAAGAGGUGCUGAGACUUGUGGAGGUGAUGUUGCCUCUUCUGCCUCCACAAAGUUUUUCACCAUUGAAUUUGCGAUUGGCAAGCUGCAAGGACUCUGCAAAGACCUUCCUUCAGUCGCUCUCGGGAAAGCAGUUGGAGCAGUGCACGGAGGACAUGGGCUUUGCACAGCAGGUUGUAUCAGUCGCAGGAGCUUUAGACAGGUGCUGUGGUACUUUGACCUCGGACAGUCACCCAAGAGGAAGUGCCAGUGAGUACUGCAAACGGCUCGAAUUUCUGCAGCUGGAUUUUGGCGAGCUCGAAGGGGACCAUUGCUUUGCAGACAUGGUUCGACAAGAAACUUCAGCACCACAGGCCCGGACCUUGCGUCUUGCCAAGGAGUUUGCAGGUCUAUCCUCCAUGCUGCCUCUCUCUGAUUCGUCCGCGGUGUUGGUGCGAAGUGGACAGAGACAUCAACAACUCUGGCGAGCUUUGAUCACUGGGCCGGCAGAGACGCCCUACAGCGGAGGAUGCUUCGCACGGGUUCCAAGAAAUGCCAAGAAGUGCCAAGAUUGUUUGGCCUUGAGACAUCACGAUUCGACCUUGGAUUUCACCCCGCUGGCAUUCCACGAGACGCCGGGCUUCUGCCGCAAAGGGCCAAGUUGGAAAAAGGACGUGAAACUAGACACCAAUGCGGGCAAAACCAGAGGUGCAAUCAACAACGAGUACGGAGACAAACUCUGGUUUUGCUUCGAAAAGCCCCGGACCUUGUUGGGUUGCAUGGCCGAAUGUGAGGCGCGACCCGACUGUGGAUCUUUCGACCGACCGCCAAACGAGGACGCACAAGAAUGCUGCCUGUUUUGGGAAGGCAACACUGGAGAUGAUUUGCCAGAUCGUCAGUGCUGGGUGCGACAAGAAGACCAAAGCGAUUUGCCACCAGGCUCCCUUUUGGGCACAUCAGUGACCGUGAUGCCGGUUCCUAUUUUCACGAUGUUGAAGCUGGAUUCUUCCACGCGGGGCGUCGUUGCCGAAGCGAACCGGUGGUUUUGUCCGACUUGGACUUGGUGCGACUUCACCAUCAAGGAUUGCUUUGGGAAUGUUCUCUACGAGGUCUCUGCAGAGUGGACGACGGACUUGGAUUCAGAUGGCGUUGAGUUGCCACUUGGAUCGGUAUAG